Messenger RNA from Sphaeroforma arctica JP610, 737 nucleotides. RefSeq lists its product as hypothetical. The transcript has a single exon. The record is from RefSeq and is a predicted model, not a curated record. Lineage: Eukaryota; Ichthyosporea; Ichthyophonida. Bases 60 to 737 code for a protein of 225 amino acids.
CUAAAUAUAUCCUCUUGUGAGAACAGCAGUGAACUAUCAGUUACCUGGAUCAUAUAUGCAUGACCCUGGAACAGUUCCAGUCCAUUGUCCCAAUGGGUCAACAUUCGAUCGUAGUUGUCUUUGGAAGACCAGGAUCAGGUAAAACAUCCGUGUCUGAAAAGGCUGCUGCAUUGCACAAACAAACUGUUUCAAUAAAACCACAUACCAGCGGAGGUGUAGCUGCGAGUAACAGUGGUGGUGGAAUCACAUGUUUAGACUUGGACGUAUGUGUUCCGCAAUGGAUGAAAGACAAAUUCGCACGGGGAGUGUAUCCCACACCUGAACAGCGAAAAGAAUUUGCAAUCGAUGCUUGUGAUUAUGUCAACAAACAACUUGACGCAAUCAACUUGCGUUGCGAUGAGAAAGUCAUUAUAUCCUUCUCAUUUGUAAACACCGACCUCAGAAACAUAUUCAGGAACCAUUUCCCCACGGCAACGUGGGUGUUGAUUAAUACGAGUGAAGCGACUGCGCAGGAUAGGAUCAAUAGACGCGAAGGCCAUUUUUACAAAGGUAUUCGAAACGUUGAGUCAUCAGAGGUAGAGAAGGGAAGUGUAAAGAGAACUUCAAAGACGACUGCUGAUAAUAGUGAUUGGCAUUUUGCACCAGUUGACUUUGAUCAUAUCAUCCUUGAUGGCUUACAGUCCAUUGAAGAAAAUGCUAGGAAAGUUAUACUGGUUCUGAAUUCUGAACGUCGAUGA